UUUUUCGCCAUUCCUACUUCUCUCUGCCAAAAUAAUAUACACGUGUUUUGUUGCUGGUACAUUUAAUUUUUUGGAGAACAUAUCGCGCCUAGAAAUUAGUUGGCAAAAUGUCUAUGCGAGAAAAAUUGCUAAUGAAAAAGAUAAAAAAACGUGAAAAAAUGAAGAAAGUGCUAGCGGAGAACAAGAAGGGAAAGCAGCACCAACUUGUUCCUGUAAAUAAAGUGGAGGAUGAGGUAGAUGGCGACUUCAGCGAAGCUCCUGGACCCUUGGCCAAGAAAGCAAAAAUGUCGAAGAAAAAACCACAACGUCAAAUCGCAGUAGUGAAUUCAGAUUCCGAUAGUGAGGAUGAUCGAAAGCCAGAUUCAGAUGAUGGCAGUGAAUUUUCCGAUGAUGAAGACGUGGAACCUGGUUACGAAGAAAAUGAUAAAAAGCCGUUGAAGAAUAAUCAAAAUGGAAAAACUACGACGAAAAAAUCAGAGGUACAAUCAACCAGUCGAGAAGGCACAACUGCAGAAGAAGCUCUUGUCAAUCGCGAUCCGAAUGAUCGGUCGUUUGGUUCUCUUAAAGGAAUCGUGUCAGAUCCUACUCUAAAAGCCAUUGAAGAGAUGGGAUUUACAGAGAUGACGGAAAUACAAGCUAAAUCUCUACCUCCAUUGCUUGAGGGACGUGAUUUAGUUGGUGCUGCCAAGACUGGUUCAGGCAAAACGUUGGCUUUUCUGAUACCAGCGAUAGAGUUAAUAUACAAAUUACGACUACAAAAUGAAAAACAGUAUUAA
Rhagoletis pomonella (apple maggot) is the source of this 776-nucleotide messenger RNA. RefSeq names its product probable ATP-dependent RNA helicase pitchoune. NCBI's taxonomy places the organism in Eukaryota, Metazoa, Arthropoda, Insecta, Diptera, Tephritidae. Gene Ontology annotation, molecular function: RNA helicase activity; ATP binding; nucleic acid binding. Gene Ontology annotation, biological process: maturation of LSU-rRNA from tricistronic rRNA transcript (SSU-rRNA, 5.8S rRNA, LSU-rRNA). The coding region runs from base 108 to 776 and encodes 222 amino acids. The record is from RefSeq and is a predicted model, not a curated record. The transcript has 4 exons. Gene Ontology annotation, cellular component: nucleolus.